ACAGUGCCAUUGAUGCAGCUAUCUCGCGACUCUUUUACCUGUACGUAUAUACAUACAAAUAUAUAUAUAUGUUGGUGCAUGUUUACAGUAUAUAGGUGAACGCGUUCCGCAAGCGCGCGUUAGUUGUACCUACACCACCGAGUAGUAUACAAGUGCCGCUUAGUUGCUCUCUGCAGCUGCUGUUGCCGUUAAAGUAUACACAUAUAUAUUUAAUAUUGUCGUGCGGUGCUCGUCAACGUUUCCAUACAAAAGGAGUUUCCACGAGCAGCUAUACAUUAUAAUACCUACCAUCGCAGCUCCGAUUUCAAUUGGAUUUCCUCUCAACUGCCCAACAAAACUCCAAGUCUUUCCCGACAAGAUUGGAGAGAAGCCAUGGCACCAAAUAUUACGAGUGCACCGACAGGUGUGCUUUUCGAGGGUGAAAAUCCGGAUGAAACUCAAAGACCUGAAUUGGUUAAUGGGAAAAUCAUAAACGAAAAAAAGGAGUACAAAUUGCAACUUGUUUGGAGGAAUAUCAUUCUUUUCGCUGUACUUCACACUGGAGCUCUUUAUGGUGUUUACCUCGCGUUUACAUCAGCUAAAAUAGCCACAACGAUAUUCGCGUUUUUACUCUAUCAAAUCAGUGGCUUUGGCAUUACAGCUGGUGCACAUAGACUUUGGGCUCACAGGUCGUACAAAGCAACUUGGCAACUUCGAUUGCUCCUCGUCAUCUUCAAUACGCUGGCAUUUCAGGAUUCAGCCAUUGAUUGGGCUAGAGAUCACCGGAUGCACCAUAAAUACAGCGAAACAGAUGCUGAUCCACACAACGCAACAAGAGGCUUCUUUUUUUCGCAUGUUGGCUGGUUGCUUUGCCGUAAGCAUCCUCAAGUUAGAGAAAAAGGCAAAGGCCUUGAUAUGUCUGACCUUUACAGCGAUCCCAUCCUCCACUUUCAAAAAAAAUACUACAUCUAUCUCAUGCCGAUAGUGUGCUUCGUUAUCCCAAUGCUGAUUCCUGUCUACCUUUGGAAUGAAACAUGGACCAAUGCUUACUUUAUACCAACGAUUCUCCGAUAUACGUUUACGCUUAAUAUGACGUGGUUGGUCAACUCUGCGGCUCAUCUGUUUGGAAAUAAACCGUAUGAUAAAUUUAUUAACCCUGCGCAAAAUAGAGGCGUUGCGAUAUUUGCUCUUGGUGAGGGAUGGCACAACUAUCAUCACGUUUUUCCCUGGGAUUAUAAAACUUCUGAACUCGGUACCUACGGUUUCAACUUCACGACUGCUUUUAUCGACUUCUUCUCACGCAUCGGUUGGGCCUAUGAUCUCAAAACAGUUUCCAUGGAUAUGGUGAAAAAACGAGUAGAGCGAACGGGCGAUGGCAGUCACGAACUCUGGGGUUGGGGCGACAAAGAUCAAACGCAAGAAGAUCGUGAAUCAGCCGUGAUAAUAAAUCACAAAGAUCAGUAGGUACAAACUGCCGUUAGCCAUGUAAAUUCCUUGUUUGUGACCGUUCGACACAAAAAAUCGACUGAAUUUACGUAUUCACAUGAGCUUUACUCUUGAACAAGAAAUUGUUUGGAAUUUUUUACCACUCAAACUGUUAAACCCAUUACAUCAUUUAAUAACAUUA
Molecule: messenger RNA, 1606 nt
Organism: Copidosoma floridanum
Lineage: Eukaryota; Metazoa; Arthropoda; Insecta; Hymenoptera; Encyrtidae
Product: acyl-CoA Delta-9 desaturase-like
Biological process (GO): unsaturated fatty acid biosynthetic process
Cellular component (GO): endoplasmic reticulum membrane
Molecular function (GO): stearoyl-CoA 9-desaturase activity; iron ion binding
Source: RefSeq, a predicted model, not a curated record